This is a messenger RNA of Microcebus murinus (gray mouse lemur), 1194 nucleotides long. RefSeq names its product POU class 1 homeobox 1 (gene POU1F1). Gene Ontology annotation, molecular function: RNA polymerase II cis-regulatory region sequence-specific DNA binding; DNA-binding transcription factor activity, RNA polymerase II-specific. The record is from RefSeq and is a predicted model, not a curated record. NCBI's taxonomy places the organism in Eukaryota, Metazoa, Chordata, Mammalia, Primates, Cheirogaleidae. Gene Ontology annotation, biological process: regulation of transcription by RNA polymerase II.
UUAAAUUGGCCCUUUGAGACAGUAAUAUAAUAAAACUCUGAUUUAGGGAGCAGUGUUUCUCUUUAUUUUUCUACUCUCUUGUGGGAAUGAGUUGCCAAUCUUUCACUUCAGCUGAUACUUUUAUACCUCUGAAUUCUGACGCUUCUGCAACUUUGCCUCUGAUAAUGCAUCACAGUGCCGCCGAGUGUCUACCAGUCUCCAACCAUGCCACCAAUGUGAUGUCUGCAGUCUUGCCUAUUUUGUCUUUGAUUCAAACUCCUAAAUGUUUGCGCACACAUUCCUCGGUGAAAACGUUGGGAAACACAGCAACAGGACUUCAUUAUUCUGUUCCUUCCUGUCAUUAUGGAAACCAGCCAUCAACCUAUGGAGUGAUGGCAGGUAGUUUAACCCCUUGUCUUUAUAAAUUUCCUGACCACACGUUGAGUCAUGGAUUUCCUCCCAUUCACCAGCCUCUCCUGGCAGAAGACCCCACAGCUGCCGAUUUCAAGCAGGAACUCAGGCGGAAAAGUAAAUUGGUUGAAGAGCCAAUAGAUAUGGAUUCUCCAGAAAUCCGAGAACUUGAAAAGUUUGCCAAUGAAUUUAAAGUGAGAAGAAUUAAGUUAGGAUACACCCAAACAAAUGUUGGGGAAGCCCUGGCAGCUGUGCAUGGCUCUGAAUUCAGUCAAACAACUAUCUGCCGAUUUGAAAAUCUGCAGCUCAGCUUUAAAAACGCAUGCAAACUGAAAGCAAUAUUAUCGAAAUGGCUGGAGGAAGCUGAGCAAGUAGGAGCUUUGUACAAUGAAAAAGUAGGAGCAAAUGAAAGGAAAAGGAAACGAAGAACAACUAUAAGUAUUGCUGCUAAAGAUGCUCUGGAGAGACACUUUGGAGAACAGAAUAAACCCUCCUCUCAAGAGAUCAUGCGGAUGGCUGAAGAACUGAAUCUUGAAAAAGAAGUAGUAAGAGUUUGGUUUUGCAACCGAAGGCAGAGAGAAAAACGGGUGAAAACAAGUCUGAAUCAGAGUUUAUUUUCUAUUUCUAAAGAGCAUCUUGAAUGCAGAUAAAAUUUGUUAUUGUGCAAUCACCAUUUUUUUCCUACUUUUCAUUCCUUUCUAUUCCUCAACAAAAAUAGAAAUUACUUAGUUGACUUCAAAUAAUGACUUCAAAUAAUUUUAUACCAAUAAAUGUAGCAGCAGUUUUUCUUUACUACUAUUUUUU